UUGCACGUUGAGGAUGUAGGAGAGAUGAGGAAGGCUUUCUCGGUCUUCGAUCAGGAUGGAUCAGGCAACAUCAGCGUGUUGGAGCUCAACAAGGUGUUCGAAUCCUGUGGAGUCAAGUUGAACAUGACGGAGCUCGAGGCAAUAGUCAAGGAGGUGGACAAGGACGGUGGAGGAGAGAUCGGGUUCUCCGAGUUCGUUGCUCUCAUGGUGCAGCAAGGAGCCAUCAAGUCCGACCCGCUCAUCAAGGCGCGGGCCGCUUUUGACCACUUUGACAUC
Molecule: messenger RNA, 276 nt
Organism: Guillardia theta CCMP2712
Lineage: Eukaryota; Cryptophyceae; Pyrenomonadales; Geminigeraceae
Exons: 2
Molecular function (GO): calcium ion binding
Source: RefSeq, a predicted model, not a curated record